Messenger RNA from Alligator mississippiensis (American alligator), 3776 nucleotides. RefSeq names its product peroxisomal biogenesis factor 26 (gene PEX26). Lineage: Eukaryota; Metazoa; Chordata; Crocodylia; Alligatoridae. Gene Ontology annotation, molecular function: protein-containing complex binding; ATPase binding. Bases 53 to 913 code for a protein of 286 amino acids. The record is from RefSeq and is a predicted model, not a curated record. Gene Ontology annotation, biological process: protein import into peroxisome membrane; protein import into peroxisome matrix. Gene Ontology annotation, cellular component: peroxisome; peroxisomal membrane. The transcript has 5 exons.
GCGCGGCUGGCGGGGGCCGGGCCAGGAUCCGGGGAGGCGGCGGCUGGGAGCCAUGAAGGGUUCGGCGGGCCCUGCGCCCGGCCUCGCCGCCGCCGCCGCGCUGCUGGAGGAGGCCGCGGACCUGCUCGUGGUGCACGUGGACUUUGCGGCCGCUCUGGACGCCUGCGAGCGCGGCUGCGACCUCCUGGCCGGCCGCCCCCGCCCCGGCUCAGAAGAAGUGAAAUGUUCCCUGUGCAUUGUGGGGAUCCAGGCCCUGUCAGAGAUGAACCGGUGGAGAGAAGUGCUUUCUUGGGUCCUGCGGUAUUACCACACCCCUGAACAUCUGCCUCCAAAAGUCUUGGAGCUGUGUAUCCUUUUAUAUAGCAGAGUGAGGGAGCCCCAUGUGAUGUUGGAAGUUGGCAGUGACUGGUUAAGGGAUCUAACCAACAAAAGCCUUUCUUCAUAUGGCACUGUGAUGGAGCUCUAUCUAUUGCAUGUGCUGCUGCCUCUUGGACAGUUUGCAGAAGCAGAGGAACUGGCACAGAGCUGUGAAGUUUUUGACAAAGAGCAACAGCUCUUGACUCUCAGUACCAUUCAUGAGAGGAGGCAUCAGUGGGUACAACAUGAAGAGAUGCAGUCAACUCCCAGAGAGCAGCCUGUCACAGUGAGGCAGAGGACAUUGGGCUCUCUACCUGAAAAGUUCUUGACCAUGCUGAAACUUCUACAUAGAGUACUGAGGUUCAUGUCAAGCCACUUCUGUUUUAUCUCUUACAAAAAGAUGCUAUUGGCUGCUUUUAUGCUAUACCUUGUUGUGGUGAGACUCGACCCAGCUGCUCCCACAUCCCUGCCCUUCCUUUACAAGCUGGUCCAGCUUUUCCAUCAGGCCUGGGCAGCUGUGUUUUCUCCACCCCACAAGCCUCGAGUUCAAGACUAAGUGGUUUUCUCGUUUGAAGCGAGUCUUUUUGCCUCCUUUAAUAUGCAAGUGACAGCUUGUCAUAAGGAUUGUAUCAGGUUCUUCCCUGAGACCAGUGUACUUGUUAAAAUGACCCCAUAUGGGAUUCAGCGCAAAUAAUUUUUCUCUCUUCAAAGUAGGGACCUGGUUCAGUUCUGUGGAUGUUAAAACGUCUUUAGUUACUGGUCUCCCUUGUCAAGCUCUGGGGCAUAGUUCUCUAUAUGGAGAAGUGGGCAUAAAGGGUUUUAGCUCCUCCUGUCAUAAUCUAAACCUUCCUUAGAUGACUGUUAAAAUUAUUUGAUUUUGAUUAGCUCUGAAAUGAGAGUUGUGUGGCCAACUACAAUGACAGCCAUUUUGGGAGGAUGUGCCAUCUUUGCAGUUGCUUUUGAGAUUGUCUGAGUAGUGGGAGUGGAAUUCCAGAGGGCACACAUGUGAAAGAUGUCACAGUACUGGGUCUGUACUGAAUAGUGGGAGCCAAACAGCUAUCUUGCCUGGGGACCCUUUCAGAACCCAGUUUUUGCAGCAUUAAGAUGUAGGCCACUUCUGCAAAACAUGAUGAAACACUGGGGCCUGAAAACAAGAGUCCAUCAUUUACGGGGACCAGAGUUUUCUCUUGUGAUUCUGACGCUUAGCACAGGCAUUCUGGAUUUAACAAUCACAUUUAAGUAGUUAUAUCAAGGUGAUGGGUCACCCAGGUCAUUCUCUCCCUUGUCCAGGAACACUGGGCACAGCAUAAGACAUUAGAAAAUUUCCUGCCUAUUAGCUAAUUGUCAAUAAUAAUGCUCAGGAUUGGAUGAACAAUGUAUGUGGUUGGUGAGAGGCAACCACGCUGUACUUGUUUUUAUUAAAAUGCUCUAUAUUUAUUAUUGUCUUAUCUGUUGGGAAAUAGGAACUUGCUAAAUUGCUUAAGUCCCCCCCCCCCCCCCUUCACUGCAUUUCUUUCUUAAGUGUCUGUCUUCUGGAAUGGUAUUUACUCAGACCGUCCAACAAAUAUUUCAAACCCUAGCCUGGCUAGGAGUAACCAUCCAGUAGCAAUAUUGUACUCUGUUCACAAUUAAAUUAAUAGACAACAGAAUACAGCUUCUUCUCCCCCUCCAACCCAUGCUUUCCCAAUGCUGUAACAAAUAGUUUGCAGUCUUUGCACACUGUUCUGAUAAUCAGCAGAUUAACACUACUUCACGGGGGGGCAAGCAAACAGGAGUCAAAGGGUCCUCAUGGAGAACACUGCCAGUAGUUCCCUUAUGUCUUCUGAGAGGGCUGUAGAUCAGGUGUCUUAGCUGACUGCUGCUGCUAACAUUACAUAAUGGAAAAGAAAUUUUGAGGCAGAUUCCAGUCCACUCUCCAAACUCCACUCCCUACUGGAAAAUCACUGCAGAAUCUGGCACAGUGUCCUGCGACCACAGUCCCCUCUGUACAUUGUGCAUUUCUGUCUGCCUCUUACAAUGUCCAUGUCAGGUAGUAACUAUUUCUAGUCUCUCAAAAUGGCAGUGGCACAGAGCUGCAUGCUUUGUUAGGUAUCCCAACCCUGUUGAGUCUGAACCUUCACUGCUAAAGAAAGGUGAAGGUAUGCAUGUCUGUUUUUAUCAUAAGAUAAAAUCAUACAGGAAAUGAGGCAUAACAGUGUUACUGUGAUGUAAACUAGGCAAGGUCAUUUAAGGACCGGUGGAGGGGGGGGAAGAGGAGAAGUGGGGAAUAUAGUCUUGACCUCAUCAACCUGGCAGUAAAAACUACAGUUCUUGUUUUCCGGGGAGGCCGCAGUCCUUCUGGCUGGGCCAGUUCCUGCUGAGUCUUGUGGUCUGGUGAUGCAGCUGGGAACCAUGUUGUGCAGGAGCAGCUGGUGGGCUGGGGAUGGGAGAAGCAGUGGCAGCGGGCAAGAAAGUAGGGAAAUGGUGGCAGCAGGCAAGGGGGUGAGUGGCAGUGAGUGGGUGGACAGGCAUGAGUGCAGUGACAGCUGGGCGGAAGUGUGGGGCCUGCACCAGUGCCCCAGGGCCAGUGGGGACCCAGAGCAGGGCAGCAACCAACCCCCAUGUCCCCCACCCCCCACAGUAUACAAGAGUAAGACUUCAUUUUAAGCUAUCAUGCAGUCACCUCUGUACACUACACAAAUGCAUGCAUAUCAGGACAAAACAUUUUUUGAAAUCAAAUUAAUGAAUGUUAUAGUAUAUGUUUGAUUUUUAGACUAUAAUUUGGUAGUUUUCUGGUUCUGAGAUGGCAAACCCCCUUGCCGAAAGGAGUACUUAUGGGGGCAAGGUGAGGGAUUUCUGGUGGCAAAGGUCGGGGGUUAGGGGGUGGGACUUCUGGUCCCAAGAUGGUGACCAGGGGGCGGGGACCUGUCAAGGGGCAGAGCAACCCAUGUGGCCCUCGACAGCUUGCCAGACCUCUGUAAGCAGCCCUCCAGCUGAAAUAAUUGCCUGCCCCUGCUCUAUCUUUUGGUGCUCGAUCUUUAACAAGGCAGAUGUUUUAAAGAAAUAUUUACAUUUAGUGUGUUGACAUUUUUAGAAUUUUCUAAUCAUUCUUUGGGAAAUAUUUCUGUUUGAGUGCAUACUGCAGCCCUGAUGGUGCAGACACAUGUAACUUAAGUAAGGGAGUUGAGCAAAUUUAAUCAGUUUAUUAGUUCCACUGAACUCAAGUGCAUAGUGUUUGCAGAGUCAAGGUCUAUAUUUUCAUGGAAUAGGUUGAUGGGUUCAUCAAUAAUUGCUUGGAGCAUCUACCUUAACUUUUGAUUAAAAAUUAAAUAUGUUGCAUCAUUACUUGAAAACCGUUGUUUUUUGUCUUUCUGUUUAAGACUUCAAAAUUGGCAGAAAUGGCAGAAAUUUACAACCAAAAAUAAAGUAUUUGAUUCUUC